Molecule: messenger RNA, 1747 nt
Organism: Ciona intestinalis (vase tunicate)
Lineage: Eukaryota; Metazoa; Chordata; Ascidiacea; Phlebobranchia; Cionidae
Source: RefSeq, a predicted model, not a curated record
UUCUGUGAUAUAAUUAAUAUUUGAUAAAAACGUUUAAACAGGUAAUUUAUUGAAAAAUAAAAUGCGGAUUUUAUUAAUGUUGAUCCUCAAUGGAGUUUUAUUGUUCGUGGUCCCAGCAUCGUGUGAAGUACAAGCAGGCGAUCCUAUGAUGGAUAUAAAACCCAUUAGAGCCGACCAACCUAAUAUUGUACGAGAUAUGGUCGGUGAUGGGAGAUGGGAAAGGGAUGUUCAUGGAGAUGUUAAAGAUACAAAGCUGCAUGAUUCACCUGUUAAUGCUGUGAAAAGUCCCUACAGCUUGUACAGUGUCGGGUUCGUCCAUGCAUUCGUCAAAGCAAUCAUGGUUAUAAUCGUGUCAGAAAUUGGAGACAAAACGUUUUUUAUCGCGGCCAUAUUUGCCAUGAAACAUGCAAGGUCGACUGUGUUUGCUGGAGCUAUUGCAGCGUUAGGGCUGAUGACGUUUUUAUCAGUUGUGAUGGGGUAUGCAACCACCAUAAUACCGAGGUCGUAUACGUUCUAUGGAUCGGUUAUCCUGUUUGUGAUCUUCGGAGCAAAGAUGUUGCACGAAGGUAUCUCGAUGAGCCCGCAAGGAUCGCAGGAGGAGAUGGAAGAAGUCCAAGCCGAGUUGAAGAAGAAAGACGAAGAGAUUGAACGAGCAUCGGAAGUAACCCAAGAUGUAGAAACAGGAAUCAUAAGAGGGGGGUACAAAGUUCGGAAACUACUUGGGGUAUUUUCCCCCGUUUUAAUCCAGGCGUUCACGUUAACAUUCCUAGCAGAAUGGGGGGACAGAUCGCAGAUUACAACUAUUGUACUUGCUGCUAGUGAGGAUGCCCUCGGUGUGUUAGUUGGUGCAGUGAUUGGGCACGCCUUGUGCACGGGUAUGGCUGUUAUUGGGGGGAGGAUGAUAGCGCAGAAGAUAUCUGUUAGAACAGUGACCAUAAUUGGAGGGGUGUUUUUUAUUUUCAACGCCGUGUUCUCUUUGUUAACUGGCCCGGGAUCUUAGUCCACACAUUACUGCACAUAAGACGCGUAUUGAAUGCAAGCCAGAUGGUUAUGACAGUUGCAUAAAAGCUGAGUUCUCAAUUAGAUGGUGGCUCCAUAUGCGACUAUUUAAAAUGUUUUAUUUUGAUAUCAAUUUAUAUGAUCCUUGUGCAAUGAAUCAAAUUAGAUUACGGUUGGUUUAGGUUUUAAAAAUACCUAAAUAUUGUUAUUUUGAAGACUACAAAAUACCAAUGUUAUUUAUUUGCUAGUUCAAUUGUCACAAAGUGUUUUUUCAAGGGUAAUACUAAAUAGUUAAGACAUAGUUCAGUAUAUAAUAUGUAUAUCUAAUAAUUGUUUAUUUAUUUUUCAUAUAUGUGAAAUAUUGAACACUACCUUUAAAAUACCUUUCUACAGUUCCUAUUAAACCAUAUGAAAGGAGCAUAGGCGCCUAACAUGGGUAUGCAGGGUAUGCAUGCAAGCCCCACAAUCAAUUAUGGUACUUUAUGUGAAGAAUCUAAGUUCACGUAGUAACAUGUUAAAUUGCUCCAAUUAAAGACAUGGGUGUUUGGCAUAAUGAGCACCCUGGUUUUACUAAAGAUAAGCUCGUAUGUAUUCCAGCAUAUGUGUUUCCUUACUAUUUAUUAUGGAUAAUACACACUAUGGUUUUGUUGCCAAGUUAGAGAGAUGUUUAAUAUGAAUUUGUGUUUUCUUAGUUUAUUUGCAAAUUAUAUUUAAUGUAGAUACAUGCGAAAAUAAUUAUAAAAAAUGA